CACGUGACUCACCUCUGACCCCUGCGUAAACACGUGGGAUCAUGGCGGCGACCACGAGCGGCACGAGCGCGUCUGAACCGAGCUCAGGAUCCGGAUCCGGACCCAGACCCAGACCCAGAAACCCCAAGAGGCGCCCGGAGCCCGAACCCGAGCCGCAGGAGCUGUUGGGGGCGGGGCCAGUGGACGGACAGGACGACGACUCGGAUGGCGAGGAGAGCGACGAGAGCCAGUACUCGGGUCUGGAGGACUCAGGGUCCGACUCGGACUCUGAGGAAACCGGUUCUGAUCCGGAGUCAGACCCGGACUCAGACGAGAACGGACCUGAGGACGGACCUGAUGGACCUGAGGAGGGACCUGAUGGACCUGAGGACGGACCUGAGGAGGCGGGAGAUGACGAUGCAGAGGUCCAAACUGAGAAGAACCUGAAUCUGCAGAAGAACGACGAGUACGAGCAGGACUCCUCCGACGAAGAGGACAUCAGGAACACGGUGGGGAAUGUUCCGAUGGCGUGGUACGCAGACUUCCCUCACGUCGGCUACGACCUCGACGGAAAAAAGAUCCUGAAACCGAUUCGCUCCAAAGACGAACUGGACGCUUUCCUCAGCAAGAUGGAGGAUCCAGAGUUCUGGAGGACGGUCCAGGACCCUCAGACGGGUGGGGACGUGGUUCUGUCGGAGCAGCAGGUGGAGCUGGUGAAGAGGCUCCAGAAAGGACAAUAUGGAGACGUGAACUUCAACGAACACCAGCCGUCUGUGGACUUCUUCAGCUGUGACGUGAUGAUUCAUCCUGUGACAAAUCGUCCGAGCGACAAACGCAGCUUCAUCCCCUCGCUCAUCGAGAAGGAGAAGGUGUCCAGACUGGUCCAUGCCAUAAAGAUGGGUUGGAUUAAGCCGCGGCGCACUCAGGUCGACUCGAGGGGGCGCUACUACGACCUGUGGGCGUCCGAGGAGCCGGGCAGAGCGAGGGACCUGCGCAUGCACGUGCCCGCCCCCCGAGUCCCUCUGCCUGGGCACGAGGAGAGCUACAACCCCCCGCCGGAGUACCUCAUGACCCCCGAGGAGAGGGCGCUGUGGGAGCAGCAGGAUCCUGAGGACAGGAAGUUGCCGUUUGUUCCCAGGAAGUUCUCGAGUCUGCGUCAGGUCCCGGCAUUUGAGCGAUUCAUCCACGAGCGAUUCGAGCGCUGCCUCGACCUCUACCUGUGCCCCCGACAGAGGAAGAUGAGGGUGAACGUGAACCCUGAGGACCUGAUCCCCAAACUGCCCCGACCCCACGACCUGCAGCCGUUUCCCACCACACAGAGCAUGGUUUAUCGAGGUCACGAGGGUUUAGUCCGAACCAUCAGCCCCUCCCCCUGCGGACAGUGGCUCCUGUCAGGGGGCGAUGACGGCUCGGCUCGUUUCUGGGAGGUUUCUUCUGGACGCUGCGUGAAGAAAGUGGAAGUGGGCGGAGCCAUAAAGAGCGCCGCCUGGAACCCGAGUCUCAACCUCAACCUGGUCGCCCUCGCCGUGGGUUCUGAGGUGCUUCUCGUGACUCCGCCCUCAACGGCGGCGGAUAAACCGGUCGUCACGGCGACAGAGAGACUUUUAUCUGAGGAGGCGGAGCCAGCCACAGAGGGGGAGGGGCCUGUCGCCUGGAUGAACGCAGAGGGGGAGGAGCUUCUGCAGGGCAUCCGGGUUAAAAUCCAACACCCCAAACCUGUGUGUCAGGUGACGUGGCACACUCGUGGCGACUACAUCGCGGCCGUGAUGCCGGAUCACAACAGUCACCUGCAGGUGCUGAUCCACCAGGUGAGCAGGAGGCGGAGCCAGAGCCCCUUCAGCAGAAACAGGGGAUUGGUUCAGAGCGUCGCCUUCCAUCCAAUCAGACCGUACUUCCUGUUGGCGACGCAGAGAAGCGUCCGGAUCUACAACCUCCUCAAACAAGAACUGAGCAAGAAACUCCAGACCAACGCCAAGUGGAUCUCCAACAUCGCCGUGCACCCCGGAGGUGAUCAUGUGAUCUGCAGCAGUUACGACUGCAGAUUGAGCUGGUUCGACCUCGACCUGAGCUCCAAACCCUACAAGACUCUCAGACAUCAUCGCAGGGCCGUUCGUUCUGUGGCGUUUUCUCGCUCGUAUCCACUUUUUGCUUCUGCCUCAGACGACGGCUCCGUCAUCGUGUGUCACGGGACGGUCUUCAGUGACCUGCUGCAGAACCCUCUGAUUGUCCCGGUGAAGGUUCUGAAGGGUCAUGUGAUCACUCAUGACCUCGGGGUCCUGGACGUGACCUUUCACCCCUCGCAGCCCUGGGUCUUCAGCUCCGGCGCCGACGGGACCAUUCGGCUGUUCACCUGAGCCUCCUGCAGGAUCCAGACCCGGUUUAAAGUCUGGAUUUUUGUAAAGAACCAACCUGACAAAGAUGGUGGGCUGCUGCCCCCUGGUGGACACUCAAAUAAACAUUUGUUUUUUCUAAAUCUGUUUAUAUAAAAUAAAACUGUCGACCUGAAGUCUGA
Boleophthalmus pectinirostris (great blue-spotted mudskipper) is the source of this 2491-nucleotide messenger RNA. It is a transcript of the gene bop1, whose product is annotated as BOP1 ribosomal biogenesis factor. Gene Ontology annotation, molecular function: ribonucleoprotein complex binding; protein binding. NCBI's taxonomy places the organism in Eukaryota, Metazoa, Chordata, Actinopteri, Gobiiformes, Gobiidae. Gene Ontology annotation, cellular component: PeBoW complex; preribosome, large subunit precursor. Bases 42 to 2333 code for a protein of 763 amino acids. The record is from RefSeq and is a predicted model, not a curated record. The transcript is spliced from 16 exons. Gene Ontology annotation, biological process: maturation of LSU-rRNA from tricistronic rRNA transcript (SSU-rRNA, 5.8S rRNA, LSU-rRNA); ribosome biogenesis.